AUGCACAGCAGCAGGCAUAGCAGCGGCUGGGCGAGGGCAGUCCGGAGCAUUGGCCGCGCAGUCAGUGACAUGCCCAAGACGGUCUCUGUGCAGCGACAUGGACGCUCUCCAUCGGCGACGCGUGUGGAGACGGAGACGGGGACAUGGAAGCCACCUUGCGUUUAUCGUCGACGUGCCAGGAUCACCGCGGCCAUGACGAGGGCGAGCUUGGCGCGGUCACUUUGUCUUUUUUCGGAAUCACGCCGCCGCGCAUCACCACCACCGCCCACCACCACCACCGCGCUCAUCGAGCCCAUCGCGCAGCAUUGCCCCAUCGUCUCGUGCCUCGCUGUAGGGUCGACGAGCUCCUCCAGCGUCGUCUGUAGCUGCACCCCCCCUGAACCGCCCACGUCCCCCCCCGCCAUGCUCCCCCGAGCAGCGUUCCGUGCGCUGCGCACCCGCCCUGGCCUGGCAGCGCCGCGCACAGCUGCCCUCCCCUCGACGGCGCAGUGGACGCGCGCCUACGCCAAGGUCGGCAAGCCCAGGACGAACCCCGUGCUCGCCGACGAGCAGGACAAGACGCGGCCGAGCCCCGUCAUCAACGCGGCCCAGCAGCCCGAGUUCACAGAGACGGCGAGCGCCCCCGCGGCCAACACGGCGCCCACCACGUCCACGCCGACCACACGGCCGCGGCCCGCGAGCGCCAACGCGACGGUGAACCAGGCAGCCGAGCAGGCCCACGGCACCGCGGAGGAGCUCGCCGGCCCCAAGUCGCCCGCCGCGAACACGGAGCCCACCACCGAGUCGCCCGAUGCGCCGCCGCAAGAGCCGCAAGAGCCGCAGAAGCCGCUGCCUGACCUGCGCUUCGGCAUCCCGUCGACGUUUGCCGCCGAGCACGAGGCCGAGGGCAACGCAAAGCGCGACCCCAACGACCCCAACGCCAGCGACGGCCCGGAGCCUGCCUUCGGCGGUGCGGGCGGCCGCGAGCUGCCCAAGUCGGCGUACGAGACGAGCACCGACCGGCGGCGGAACCGCGUGGCCAACUGGGGCUACCUCGCCUCGCUGCUGUUUGGCACCGUCGGCGCCGCAUACAUGGGCCGCCCGUGGGAGACAGACGAGGAGGCAAAGGCGCACCCGGACAUCGCCAACGGCUGGACGCCCGCCCUCAUGUACGCCCGCGCCGCCGCCCGCGUCAACGGCCAAAAGGCCUACUACACCGAGCCCACCUUCCAGAAGCUGCUGCCGGACAAGGACAAGAUCCCCGGCGGCGCCCCCGAGCUGACCCUCGUCCUGUCGCUCGAGGACCUGCUGCUGCACUCGGAGUGGAGCACCAAGCACGGCUACCGCCUGGCCAAGCGCCCGGGCCUCGACUACUUCCUGCGCUACCUCAGCUCCCAGUACGAGCUCGUCAUCUUCACCUCGGUCAAGUCCAUGGACGCCGACCCCAUCAUCCGCAAGCUCGACCCCUUCCGCCUGGUCAUGUGGCCGCUGUUCCGCGAGGCCACGCGCUUUGAGAACGGCGAGUACAUCAAGGACCUCUCCUACCUCAACCGCGACCCCUCCAAGGUCAUCAUCAUCGACACGGACAAGUCGCACGUCCAGCUGCAGCCCGAGAACGCCAUCAUCCUGCCCAAGUGGAAGGGCGAGCCCGGCGACAAGGGCCUCGUCGCCAUGAUCCCCUUCCUCGAGUACCUCGCCAUGAUGUCGCAGACGGGCCAGCCCCUCGACGUGCGCCAGGUCCUCAAGUCGAUGGAGGGCAAGGACAUACCCACCGAGUACGCCCGCCGCGAAGCCAAGCUGCGCGAGGCCUUCCAGCGCGACCUCGCCGAGCAGAAGAAGAAGAGCAGGGGCAGCGCCGGCGGCAUGUUCAUGAAGUCGCUCGGCCUCGACGCCGCAAAGUCGCCGGGCAUGCAGCUGGGCGACCAGAACAUCAGCCAGGGCAUGAGCGAGGGCAAGAUGAUGAUCGACAUGUACCGCGACUUCAACAUCCAGAACUACCAGCACCUCGACAAGCAGAUCCGCGAGAACGGCGACCAGUGGCUGAAGGAGAUGGCCGACGAGGAGAAGAAGAUGCAGGAGGCCGCCAUGAAGGACAUGAAGGCCGGUGCCUUUAGCUGGCUGGGUGCCGCCCCGCAGAGCGCCACCGUCCCCUCGGCCGCAUCCGCACCAGAGGCCGUCACCGCCCACGCCGGUGUGCCACCCACCGAGACCAAGUAA
Molecule: messenger RNA, 2196 nt
Organism: Ascochyta rabiei
Lineage: Eukaryota; Fungi; Ascomycota; Dothideomycetes; Pleosporales; Didymellaceae
Product: mitochondrial inner membrane protein required for protein import
Exons: 2
Coding region: 1-2196 (731 amino acids)
Molecular function (GO): phosphoprotein phosphatase activity
Source: RefSeq, a predicted model, not a curated record